AUGGGCUUCUCAAGCACUGGAACUCGAAGUUAUUGGAUGUCACAGCACGGAUAUGAAGUAGGGGCCAUUCCUGAUUCGUCUUCAUGCGAUAUAUACAUGACAGAUCGGAAUAUGGCUCAAAGUGAUUGCGAGAACGAGAUUGCGGUUAUGGCGCGGAUCUUUAAUGGAGAGGAGUCGUAUGCACUCACCGAAAUCCGUAGCAAAAGCCUUGGGGUCCGUACCAUGCACACGCAUGGCAUGAUCAUUGGGCUGGACGUAGUCGAUAGAAGUCUCCUCCUGACCCCUGCUCCUUUCGCUUCCCGUCUGCACGUCGUGGUCAUCUUCAGCAAGACCCUGUCUGCACAGUUCGUUGGCAUCAUGAUCCUCGACGGAAUCAUGAUCUCUGGAAAGCGUACUCCUGCGCAGAGGCAGACUAAGAACCCAAGUGAUGGUGAACGUAGGAGGACUGAAGGAUGGGUGAAACGGUUGCUGUGGGGGUCGCACAAGGAGGAGACGGGAGGCGGAUUUAUGUGA
This is a messenger RNA of Postia placenta MAD-698-R-SB12, 513 nucleotides long. RefSeq lists its product as hypothetical. The record is from RefSeq and is a predicted model, not a curated record. Bases 1 to 513 code for a protein of 170 amino acids. The transcript has 2 exons. NCBI's taxonomy places the organism in Eukaryota, Fungi, Basidiomycota, Agaricomycetes, Polyporales, Adustoporiaceae.